UCUACACCGCCUGCCUGAGCUGCUGCUCCCAAAGCUCCUGCCCUGAUCAGCCCUGAGCAGCCCUGACCAGCCCCAGGCAGUGGGUGGGGGUUGGGGAGGCACGAAGAAGCAGAGAGGCCAGAAAGCAGAAGUGGGGCCCAGGGAUCCCUCCUCUGCACGGAGGCCCAACCUUGCCCCUGUCCAGGGCCCAGAGCUGCUGCGGGUGGCGUCCGUGCUGCAGAAUGACCCGGAGGGACAGGGUGGCCUGGCUGCCCCUGGCUCUGCUCCUUCUCCAAGUCCCAGGCUGUUGGUGUCUGGGUGGCCCCCGCAUGGUGACGGGCUCCGUGGGCAGAUCCCUGAACGUGACGUGUCACUACGAGGACAAAUACGCAGGACAUGUCAAGUACUGGUGCAGAGACUCAUGUUGGACCUCUCAGAAAAAGAUCGUGGAGACCAGCAAGUCAGAGAGAGAAGGGAGGAGCGGCCGCGUGUCCAUCAGGGACCAUCCAGCCAACCUGACCUUCACAGUGACCGUGGAGAACCUCACGGAGGCUGAUGCAGGAACGUACUAUUGUGGGAUUGACACAGUUUUAUCAUUCAACCCCACGUUCCGGGUUGAGGUGUCUGUGUCCCCAGCCCCCAGGAGAACCCCCAGUCCUGUGGUCACCACAAGCACCCCCGGUUCUCAGGGGGCACCGUCAGCAUCCAGCUCAACCACCGAGAUCUGGCGAGAGACUCUGGGUCCCAGCCAGCACCCCGGCUCCCUGCUGGGCAGCGUCCACUUCCUGCUCCUGGUCUUCCUGAAGGUGCCCCUGCUCCUGGGCAUGCUCAGUGCCGUCCUCUGGGUGCACCGGCCUCAGAGGCGCCUUGGGGGGAGGCAGAGUCAGCCUGACUACAAGAACCAGGGACACUGAUGCCUCCGUGCUGCCUGGGGACAGGUCCCUCUGUCGGGUGGACACAACCUCUGGCCAAUAAAUCCACCAUCAU
Molecule: messenger RNA, 966 nt
Organism: Talpa occidentalis (Iberian mole)
Lineage: Eukaryota; Metazoa; Chordata; Mammalia; Eulipotyphla; Talpidae
Product: protein CD300H-like
Exons: 4
Coding region: 222-893 (223 amino acids)
Cellular component (GO): plasma membrane
Molecular function (GO): transmembrane signaling receptor activity
Source: RefSeq, a predicted model, not a curated record